CCUCUCUCUUGUUUCAAAAAUGUUCGCUCGCCUCUUCCCUGUUGCCUCCCUCGUCGCCUUCGCUGUUGCCAACGAUGGCCAGUGCAACACCGGCAACAUUCAGUGCUGUAAGAGUUCUGAUUCUAUCAGCAGCUACAACGCUAUCGCUGAGAUUCUGGGACUUGUCCCCAUUGUUUCUGAUAUUUCUGGCCUCGUUGGCCUCAACUGUAGCCCCCUCUCCAUUAUCGGCCUCGGCUCUGGCUGUGAGGCUAACCAGGAGCCCUUGUGCUGCAGCGAUAACAAAUAUAACGGUCUUAUUAACAUUGGCUGCUCUCCUAUUAACCUCGGCCUCUAAAUGGCCAGUAUACCUUGGUUGGACAGGCGAUUGAUGUGGGGUUGGAAAGUCGCUCAUUUGAUAUUGAUACCCCUCGUCGUGGAGGAUCGUAGUACUUCAUCCUAAUCACACGGUCUCUGUUUGCUUUUCUUGUGCGCUCAUGUCUAUUGCAAGUCCUGCACUCGUAUCGUUGCUUGGCU
Suillus paluster is the source of this 513-nucleotide messenger RNA. Its product is annotated as hydrophobin. The record is from RefSeq and is a predicted model, not a curated record. Gene Ontology annotation, cellular component: fungal-type cell wall. Lineage: Eukaryota; Fungi; Basidiomycota; Agaricomycetes; Boletales; Suillaceae. The transcript is spliced from 3 exons. Gene Ontology annotation, molecular function: structural constituent of cell wall. The coding region runs from base 20 to 334 and encodes 104 amino acids.